UUGUUGUCUCGUGCUGCCGACUCGCCCAUCUUUAACCCUUUACCCGCCACCGUCUACGCCUCCACUCUUCGCUUUUUGCACGAGCAGUGCCGGAGGCCGAACCAAAAGACGCAGAACACCCAGACAAAGUUGGGGUUUGUCGCAAUCACGUGUCAUCAUCUUGUGAUUCUUCUUUACAAAUAGCUUCUCGUAGAAGGAACAUUGCAUUUGGUCCUCGGCGUCCACCCAAGGUCCCCUCCUUCUCCCCUAAAUCGUCGUUUAUUUUCUUCUUCCCCUUCCCCCCGGCCGGGUUGGCGGAGAGGGUUAGGGGGUUGUGCGAGAUGAGCUGGAGGAAGGAAAAUCAUCUUCCGCGGGUGAAGAUGAUUGCGGGAUGGCGGAGGUGAUGGAGGAGUCGUUGAGCUGAGAGAUCUGCUCGAUCCUCCAAGAAAAGUGGUUUCUGGAUCAGUUAUGACGAUCGCCUAUGGGAGUUGCUGAGCCAAAUCUUGCUUUGUGUUGCAAGAUUGCAUCGUGGUUCUCGAUGGGGCGUUCAGGUGAUGUGGUUUUGGUUUUGGUUUUGUCUUCAAGGGGUUGUGAUUAGCAUCGUAUCAUUGUGGCAUCAGCGGGCGGUAGUGUAGACUGGUUCAAGAAAUCGUAGGAAUGGAUUCGAUCUCAGAGGCAGGUCUUCGUGAGUGGCCGAGUUGCUGCGGGCUGCGCUGAGGAGAAACUCGUGUUUCUAAUGGACCGCCAUUGCCGGUUGGUUUACGGCUGGGUCACAGUUGCUCGAGGGUUUCUUUUCGGGUUGCUGUUGCGUUGGAGGGAUUCUGUGGUGGGAGGCUUGAGGUCCCUGGUUACCUUGGGUACAACAGCUCUAUUCAUCAUUUUGUGGAGUUGCUUCCUUUGCUCGACUUCUGUGACUUCGCUUGUUUAUGUGCUUCUUAGUCUGGGAGCUGCCGCUGCUGCAAUUCACUAUUUGGGCUUCACACCUGGGCUCUUGAUCGUUGGGUUUUAUGGCAUUUUGAUCAUGUGGAUGUAUGGCUAUGUUUGGAUAACAACAAUGCUAUUAAUAGUUGGAGGUUAUAUGUUUUCUCUGAAUCAUGCACGGUUCUUGAUUUUAAUGGCAACUGCUUAUGCAGUUUAUUGUGUCAAUGCUCAUGUUGGAUUGCGUGGAGUUCUUUUGUCAUUAAAUAUUUCUUUUAUUUCCAAUGACAUAUUGAAUAAGUUGCUACAAGGAUAUGAUGGUAAUGGUAAAGGCAUACAUGUUAAAGAGCAAAAGGAACCAGAACAGGUUAUAGAAGACUUUCCUUUUGACAGUGAAAUUUUCCCUCUGUCUAAAGAGACUGAAGACGUGACAUAUUCUAAAUCAUCUUGCGCAACACCCAAGGUAUCAAACAUGCCAAAUACUCAGAAGGAUGCUUCCUCUAGUAAGGUUAACAUAGUGGACUUGACUUCGUUCGUUGAGAUAGAAAGGAUAAUGAACAGCUCAAACCAUUAUGAAGUUCUGGGCUUUCUUAGGAAUAAGGAUGUUGAUCCUAAUAUAUUGAAGAAGGAAUACCAUAAAAAGGUCUUGCUUGUGCAUCCUGACAAAAAUAUGGGAAAUUCAUUAGCUUGUGAAUCGUUUAAAAAGCUUCGGUGUGCAUAUGAGGUUCUUUCAGAUUUCACAAAGAAGAAAAACUAUGAUGAACAAUUGAGGAAGGAAGAAUCUGGGAGAGUGUGUCACAGGUCUUCUGUAACAUCUCAACAGGGUGGGGUGGAGUACCGUUCCGAAGAAUCUAGGUGUAUUGAGUGCACAAAGUGUGGAAAUUCUCAUAUAUGGAUAUGCACUAAUAGAAGUAAAGCCAAGGCAAGGUGGUGUCAGGAUUGCUCCCAAUAUCAUCAAGCCAAAGACGGAGAUGGGUGGGUAGAAAGUGGGUGCUCACCAGUUGUUAUGCCACCUCAGAAGGUUGAAAUACCACGAGCUUUUGUAUGUGCAGAGAGCAAAAUAUUUGAUGUGUCCGAGUGGGCUUCUUGUCAGGGAAUGGAAUGUAGGCCUGACACUCAUCGGCCAACUUUUCAUGUGAACAUGGUUGGUUUGGACAACACAGGGCUGCGAUCCAAUUCCUCCAGAUAUCCUUGGGGAUUGGAUGCUGAGAUGAUUGAUUAGGAUGAUGAGUUUGAGCUGUGGCUUCAGCAGGCUUUAGCAUCUGGCAUAUUCUCGGAGACUCAGAAACGUAGAAAAAGCUGGCCGUUCAAG
This is a messenger RNA of Musa acuminata subsp. malaccensis (wild Malaysian banana), 2209 nucleotides long. RefSeq lists its product as uncharacterized. The record is from RefSeq and is a predicted model, not a curated record. Lineage: Eukaryota; Viridiplantae; Streptophyta; Magnoliopsida; Zingiberales; Musaceae.